CAGGGAUGUGGUGCUCUGGCACCUGAGCCUGUUGGGCCUUCAGGUCAGCUGGGAAAAGAGCAAACUCUCACCAUUGCAGAGGAUCUCUUUUCUCGGUAUGGAGUUGGAUUCGGUCGAACAGACAGCACGCCUCACAGAGGAACGUGCGCGGUCGGUGCUAGCCUGCUUGAAUACGUUCAAGAGCAGGACAGCGGUCUCACUGAAACUCUUUCAGAGGCUCCUGGGGCAUAUGGUGGCCACAGCGGCACUUACACCGCUCGGCCUAUUACAUAUGAGACCGCUCCAGCACUGGCUUUAUGGCCGAGUCCUGAGGUGGGCGUGGAAGCGCGGCACUCACCGGGUCCAAGUUACACCGGCCUGUCGCCAAACCCUCACUCCGUGGUCAGAUCUGACAUUCCUUUGGGCAGGGGUGCCCCUAGAGCAGAUCUCCAGGCAUGCUGUGGUUUACACGCAUGCCUCCACCACCGCCGGGGGGGCCACGUACAACGGGCAUGCAGUCUCAGGGGUUUGGACGGGCCCGCAGCUGCAGUGGCACAUCAAUUGCCUAGAGUUGUUAGCAACGCACCUUGCCUUGAACCGUCUCAAAGGUUUCUUACGAGGCAAGCCGGUGCUGGUCCGAUUGGACAACACUGCGACUAUUGCGUACAUCAACCGCCAAGGUGGUCUGCGCCCUCGUCGCAUCUCGCAACUCGCCCGCCACCUCCUCCUUUGGAGUCAGAAGGUUCUGAGGUCACUUCUUGCCAUUCACAUUCCAGGCCUGCUCAGUCGUACAGCCGACGAGCUGUCUUGAGCAAUGCUCCCGGGAGAAUGGCGACUCCAUCCCCUGACGGUCCAGCUGAUUUGGAGGCGGUUCAGAGCCGCUCAGGUAGACCUGUUUGCUGCUCCAGAGACCUCUCACUGCCAGGUUUUCGACUCCCUGACCGAGGGAACUCUCGGCACGGACGCACUGGCACACAGCUGGCCGCGGGGCCUACGCAAGUAUGCGUUUCCCCCAGUGAGCCUUCUCGCACAGACAUUGUGCAAAGUCCGGGAGGACGAGGAGCAAGUCUUGCUAGUAGUGCCAUAUUGGCCUACUCGGACCUGGUUCCCCAAACUAGUGCUCCUCUUGACAGCCCCUCCUUGGCCAGUUCCUCUGAGGAGGGAUUUACUGACUCAGAGAUGGGGCACCAUUUGGCACCCUCGUCCAGACCUUUGGAAACUCCAUGUUUGGUCCCUGGACAGGACGCGGAGGUUCUAGGUGGCCUACCCCAAGAGGUAGUUAACACCAUCACUUCGGCAAGAGCACCGUCUACGAGACACGCCUAUGCCUUGAAGUGGAACCUGUUCGUUGAGUGGUGUUCUUCUCGCCGAGAAGACCCCCGAAGAUGCCCGAUUGCGGUCGUGCUAUCCUUUCUGCAGCAAGGGUUGGAGCGAAGGCUGUCUCCCUCCACCCUCAAAGUCCAGGUUGCCGCUAUUGCUGCGUACCAUGACCCUGUGAAUGGGAAGUCUUUGGGUAAGCAUGACCUCAUCAUCAGGUUCCUUAGAGGGGCCAGGAGGUUAAAUCCAUCCCGGCCCCCCUGUAUACCCUCUUGGGACCUGUCUCUAGUGCUUAAAUCACUACAGCAGGCCCCAUUCGAGCCUUUGCAUUCAGUUGAGCUAAAGUUUCUUUCAUUGAAAACUGUGCUCCUGCUUGCACUGGCCUCCAUCAAGAGGGUAGGGGACCUGCAUGCAUUCUCGGUCGACGAUUCGUGCCUAGAGUUCGGGCCGGCUGACUCCCAGGUAAUCCUGAGGCCCCGGCCUGGCUACGUGCCCAAGGUUCCCACUACACCCUUCAAAGACCAAGUGGUGAACCUGCAAGCGCUGCCCCUGGAGGAGGCAGACCCAGCCCUGGCUUUGCUUUGUCCUGUUCGAGCAUUAAGGUGCUACGUGGACCGGACGCAAAGCUUCAGGACCUCAGACCAGCUCUUUGUCUGUUACGGAGGCCGGCAGAAGGGGAAUGCCGUCUCUAAGCAGAGGAUGGCCCACUGGAUUGUGGAUGCCAUAACCCUGGCUUAUCAGGCUCAGGAUGUGCCCUGCCCGUUCAGGUUGCGAGCUCACUCAACUAGAAGUGUUGCUUCCUCCUGGGCGCUGGCUCGUGGUGCCUCGCUGACAGAUAUUUGUAGAGCUGCGGGCUGGGCGACCCCUAACACGUUCGCUAGGUUCUAUAGCCUUCGUGUAGAGCCGGUAUCCUCCUGUGUUCUCACCUCAAACGGGUAGUGGCACUGAGAGGCCCCGGUUAGUGUCGGCUUGCUAAAACUGCUCCAGAGUGUCCACCCUGUUGAGAUCCUCCAUCACCCUAGGCAGCUGGACGCGGCGGAACGUCCGGCGCCAGGCCUUCAUGAUGAAUCCGUGAGAACCAUGGAAGGCUGGGCUCCAUAUUGAGACCUAAGUGGUACUCGUAUGUGUAUAGUCCACGGUAUAGCCUUAGAGCCCGUGUUUCCACGGCAGACU
Messenger RNA from Carassius gibelio (silver crucian carp), 2469 nucleotides. RefSeq lists its product as uncharacterized. The record is from RefSeq and is a predicted model, not a curated record. Gene Ontology annotation, biological process: DNA recombination; DNA integration. Gene Ontology annotation, molecular function: DNA binding. Lineage: Eukaryota; Metazoa; Chordata; Actinopteri; Cypriniformes; Cyprinidae. The coding region runs from base 808 to 2235 and encodes 475 amino acids. The transcript is spliced from 2 exons.